AUGGAGACGACGACAGCCGGAGUGACGAUCCAGGCACCACAGCUCGACAUCAAUACGGUGGCAGCUGGCGGCGGAUCGCGAUUAUUUUUCCGUAACGGCCUGUUCGUGGUGGGACCCGAAAGCACGUACAAGCGCGAAUUCGGGUUUGUUCUGGACACUCGUCAGGUACAGGUGGAUGAUAUACGGGUGCGUGGAAUCGGGAAAAGCGGAAUUGAGGGUGGACCACAGAGUACGAAACUGUACGAGCUAGGAAAGCUAAAAUCUGGACAUAUCGUCAAGGGCCCAGCAAUUAUUUUGGAUGCAAACAGCACGAUCGUCAUCGAGCCCGGCUGCACGGCGACGAUCACCGAGGAGGGAAAUGUCAAAAUACAAGUCGCUGAAGCUUACGAAAAAGAUUCCAGUACAAAGGUGGACCCGAUCCGUCUGUCCAUCUUCUCCAACCGGUUCAUGUCGAUCGCCGAGCAGAUGGGCAGAGUAUUGCAGCGGACAGCGAUAUCCACAAAUAUCAAGGAACGUCUCGAUUUCUCCUGUGCUCUUUUCGGGCCGGAUGGCGGGCUGAUCGCGAAUGCUCCGCAUAUUCCGGUGCAUUUGGGCGGCAUGCAGUACUCGGUGAAGUAUCAGAUCAAGACUCUCGGGAUAGACGGGAUCCACGAGGGCGACGUGUUCAUGCCAGGCAACAAAAACCCCGUGUUCUUCCUGGCCAACCGUGGUCACCACGCGGACAUUGGGGGUCUUGUCCCCGGCAGCAUGCCCCCCAACGCCACGGAGCUCCUGCAGGAGGGCGCCACGUUCGUCUCGUUCAAAAUUGUCGACCGUGGGAAUUUCCAAGAGGAGGAGCUGACAAAAAUGCUGAAUGCGCCCUCGAAAAUCAAGGGAUGUUCGGGUACUCGCCAGCUCAACGACAACAUUUCUGACUUGAAAGCACAGAUCGCGGCGAAUAACAAGGGAAUACAGCUAGUGCAGGGGCUGAUCGGGGAGUAUGGCUUAGAGGUCGUCCAAGCAUACAUGCAGCACAUACAAAAAACGGCCGAGGAGAGCGUCAGGGAGCUCUUGAAAAAGGUUGGCCAAAAAGUGCACGACGAAACCGGAAGCACCAGGCUGUCGUCGGAAGAUUUUAUGGAUGAUGGCACGAUACUGAAGCUGACGGUGGUGAUUGACAAGGAAAAGGGCGAAGCCGUAUUCGAUUUCGACGGCACGGGGCCCGAGUGCUUGUGGUCGACAAAUGCGCCGAAUGCAGUCACCCUGUCGGCCAUCACGUACUGUUUGCGUUGUCUGGUCGAUCGAGACAUUCCGUUGAAUAAUGGCUGCUUGGUGCCGGUGAAGAUUGUGAUCCCGCCCAACACAAUCCUAUCCCCGUCGGAGAAUGCCCCGGUCGUGGCCGGAAAUGUAUUGACAAGCCAACGAAUCUGUGACGUCGUCUUCAAGGCGUUCCAUGCCGUUGCGGCGAGUCAAGGCUGCAUGAACAACGUGACGUUCGGCGACAACGAGUUCGGGUACUACGAGACGAUCGCUGGAGGGGCCGGGGCGGGCGAAGGGUUCGAUGGGAGGAGUGGUGUCCACACGCAUAUGACAAACACCAGGAUUACGGAUCCAGAGAUCCUGGAAACGAGAUACCCGAUCAUCCUCCGGGAAUUCGGAUUGCGCCUCGAGUCUGGCGGUCGGGGUAAGUAUCGCGGAGGUGACGGUGUCAUCAGAAGGCUUCUCUUCCGCAAGGAGCUCCAGCUGUCCUUGCUGACCGAGAGGAGAACCUUUGCCCCCUAUGGCCUCUUCGGCGGGGAGCCGGGACGUCGUGGUCAGAAUUUGCUGCAUCGGAAGGGCCGCGUGCUGAACGUCGGCUCGAAGAUCACGAUUGAUGUACAGGCUGGGGACGAACUGGAGCUGCUAUCCCCGGAUUUCGACAGCGUGGACACGCUCUCAUCCUCCAGCGCCACGAGCAUCGCCUCCUUCGUUUCCUUCAAGGAAACGGCCUCGAAAACGGGCCGACCCGGGCUGUAUUCGGAAGGCUACUGCGCCCGAUGCACCCCUGAUGCCGGACUGAAGGACGUGCGAUACGAGUAUCGAGCGACCGUUUGUAAGGGAUGCGUACGUGCCCCGAAGAAAGCCCUCGAGAAGUUCAACGGCUCCCAUCGUAAAUGCACCUGCCAAGGCAAAGACAGGUGCACAUGGCGCCGCUGGAAACGGUUGGGCUACGAGGACCCCGAUGAGCGAGAGGGU
Messenger RNA from Mesorhabditis spiculigera, 2214 nucleotides. The record is from the annotation of a GenBank genome assembly. Lineage: Eukaryota; Metazoa; Nematoda; Chromadorea; Rhabditida; Rhabditidae.